AUGGAUAUGGUGCUGUUGGACAUGUUCCUGCUUCUCUCUUUGUGUCAUCAGAGCUUGACAGCUGUACUGAACAUGCACAUAGAGCCGAGGAAUCUGUUUGCAGAGAGAGCUUGUUGCAGACGCCAGAGUCACUUCAUCUACAUAGGACAAGAUAUCUUAGGCAGUCCAGUGAACGUGGAUGUGGGCAUGUGUCGAACGACCUGCGGCCAUGCGCAACCCUCAUCCUUUGAGGCAGGAAUGCAAGGCUACUCCUCCAUGCUGGACUUCCUGAGAGACAAAAAGAUGCGAACUCCAGGAGCGCCCUCUCAUGAGUUCGGAGGAUUUGGGGGAAACCUUCCCUCGUGCGGCACCAGCAUGACCUGUGAACCCACAGGACUGCGUGUGGACAAAGUGAUGCUCAUGGACGGCCUGCGUGAGGUGGAAAUCAUUGAGGACUGCCACUGUGAGGCCAAAGUGACCCGCUGUGUCCGAGCACCCUCGCUCAGAACCUACCUCUUUGAAACGCCUUAUGAGACUGUUAUAGACGUGGGCAAGUGUGUGGGAUCCAAAGGUGAACCAGAGGGCUUUUCCUGCGUUCCUACUAAGUUCGAUUCUGCUGUUGUGGACACGCCUAAUAAAGUGGAGCUGAUUCAGACGGUGGCCGGAUGCGAUAUGAAAGAAGGCUGCUACAGAAUCCCAUAUGUGGAAUAUCAUUAUGAGAUCACGUACAAUGAAGACGGGCUCAAGGAAGAAAAACUAAAGGAAAUAGAUGUGGGGAGAUGUUUGGGAAGCUGCACCUCAGGAAACCGCUGUCUUCUAAGGAGUGCGUCUGAUUCGGCGGAGUGUCUGCUGUGGGCAGAGGGACAAGGCAGCGCGUGCGUUCCACAAGGCUACGAGAGCCACACGUUUCUCAAUCAGCAUGGACAAACCCGAACGGUGUUGGCCAUCACCUCGUGCCUCUGCCAGUCUUAAGCACAGUGACCUCUACUGAAAGUGCUCACACACUGCACCAACCAAGUGGACUUGACUCGUGUUGACCGUGUGAAUGCAGAAGCACGUUAUAGGUCGGAAUCUAUAACUCAAAUCUAUUAUGUUAAAAUAGCACCCGGUGUUCUGGUA
Messenger RNA from Tachysurus fulvidraco (yellow catfish), 1098 nucleotides. It is a transcript of the gene pnhd, whose product is annotated as pinhead. Bases 1 to 951 code for a protein of 316 amino acids. Lineage: Eukaryota; Metazoa; Chordata; Actinopteri; Siluriformes; Bagridae. The record is from RefSeq and is a predicted model, not a curated record. The transcript has 7 exons.